Molecule: messenger RNA, 1994 nt
Organism: Conger conger (European conger)
Lineage: Eukaryota; Metazoa; Chordata; Actinopteri; Anguilliformes; Congridae
Gene: kin
Product: Kin17 DNA and RNA binding protein
Exons: 12
Coding region: 158-1150 (330 amino acids)
Biological process (GO): DNA damage response; DNA replication
Cellular component (GO): nucleus
Molecular function (GO): double-stranded DNA binding
Source: RefSeq, a predicted model, not a curated record
GCCAAUCACGGAACACAGAGAGCGCCAUUAAUGGCUGACCACAAUAAUAGCUGUAACGUGUUCGAGUUGGAGUUCGUUUUCUUGUUUACAUUUCUAUCGGAAAUUGUGGAUUUAUUGCCUCUGUGUUUCGGUCUUCGAAGGGCAGGUACAUUUGAAAAUGGGGAAGGCAGAAUUUUUAAGCCCUAAAGCGAUCGGCAAUAGGAUAAAAGCCAAAGGUCUUCAAAAACUACGAUGGUACUGCCAGAUGUGUCAAAAACAAUGCCGAGAUGAGAAUGGCUUCAAGUGUCACUGUAUGUCCGAGUCUCACCAGAGACAGCUCUUAUUGGCCUCUGAGGACCCAAAUCAGUUCAUGGACUACUUCUCUCAGGAGUUCAAGAGUGACUUUUUGGAGCUCCUCAGAAGACGCUUUGGGACCAAGCGGGUGCACAACAACAUCGUCUACAACGAGUACAUCAGUGACAGAGAGCACAUCCACAUGAACUCAACCCAGUGGGAGACACUCACAGACUUCACAAAAUGGCUCGGAAAAGAAGCAUCUGAAGCACCAGUGUUCACAGAACUGAAGCGUGAAAAUGAAGAAGAAAAAGUUGCUUUCAAUCUGAGCAAGGGGGUCGGCGCCGCAACUGCAUCGUCCUCAAAAGCAAGUUCUGCCCUGGGCCCUAGUGCCCUCCAGGCUAUGGGCUCGGUGAAGAGGAAAGCUGCAGGUCAAAAUUCGGAGUCCAAGGAGAAGGAGAAGAAGAAGUCUGCCCUGGAUGAAAUCAUGCAGAUGGAGGAGCAGAAGAAGAAGUCAGUGAGGGCAGACCACUGGCUGUACCCUGACAUUGUGGUUAAGGUGGUCACAAAGAAACUGGGGGAAAAGUACCAUAAGAAGAAAGGUGUAAUCAAAGAAGUCCAGGAUAAGUACUCGGCCAUAGUGAAGAUGAGCGACACAGGUGACAAACUGAAGCUGGACCAGAGCCAUCUCGAGACCGUUAUCCCAGCGCUAGGGAAACGGGUUCUAAUACUGAAUGGGGUCUACAGGGAAACGGAGGCCAUACUGGACAGUAUCGAUGAGAGGCGGUUUUCAGCCAAUCUGAUUCUAGACUCGGGGCGUCAGAAAGGGAGGAAGGUUGAAGGAAUCGCCUACGAGGACUUCUCCAAAAUGGCCUGAGGGGCACUUCAAUGACAAACACGGACAACUCUACUGUGUCAGAGUUUUUUGUUCAUUUCUUUUAUUGAUUAUUCUUUUAAAAUUCAUUUUUGGUGAGUGCUCAUGUCUGCAGCUUAAAAAAAGUGAGCUAUGACUGCAGUUAUGGAAUACACUUCACAAUAAUGAUUGUCUUGGCUUGUCUUUUACCGUUUAUUGUGCAUUGUAAUUGAAAUACACGCUAACAAAUAAAAUUUAUAUCCAGAAUAAUCAGCAACGGUUUGCUAUAAUUAUUGGGGAAAGAUAGGGAAAGGUUAGGUCUGAGGAAUUAGAGGAAGAUGCAAUUUCUAUUGUACAGUUAAAGUAAAUACAGAUCUGUCAGCUGGAGUUUCUUCUUUUGUUGUCAGGGAGGGGGUGUUCUGCAAGCGUGUGUAUCCAUUUUUUGUAGAUAUCAAUAUUUUGUUGGGCCGAAUUGCAACCUCUGUAAGCUACACAUGUUUCAGACCUAACUUCAGUGGUCCAAGUUCAUAGAAACUCCAGCUGUGACUGACAGCAUUAGUUUGUAUAUUGAGGAUAUUGAGGUAACCAAUGAAGGAUCGCCUACAGAGUCCACGUGAAAAGUAUUUGCGUGGUGUCAUUUACACAGUCCAUUUGUAUGCAUGUCACCCCUUCCUGUCCCUCAGAACAUUAGAUCCCAGUGCCCAAACACCUCUUACUUAAUUCUGGCUCAGUUUCAGGCAUUAUUCACACUGAACUUUCUUCACUGUUGCUGGUAGAAACUGUCCAGUUGAGGAACGAUGUAGUUCUUGUAAUGUCCCUCGAUGAAGCCCUUUCCACUGUUGUGAAUAAACCAGCAGAAAACAUCCGA